AAAAGGGUCAGAAUGGCAAAGAAGCAGGUGGGCGUUUGUAUAAAUAGCAGGUGUGUGGGAGUGGGAGUUACACAAGAUUAAAGAGCAGAGAAGUUGAGCUGGUUUAGUAGAAGAAGAAAGAUGGCAGAUGAUAACACAGCAACCUGCAUAGAUAUCCUGGUGGCAAUCCUCUUGCCUCCUCUUGGUGUCUUCCUCAAAUAUGGUUGCCAGACGGAAUUCUGGAUCUGUUUGAUAUUGACGCUGUUCGGCUAUCUGCCUGGAAUCUUAUAUGCAGUCUAUGUCAUCACUAAGUGAUCAUGCUUCUCCAUAUCUUAAACCAGUUGGUCGGAAGGGUAUCAAAAGGGCAUAUGAUGUAAUUUGGUUGCGUAAAACAGGGCGAGCUGCUGGUUGUAUUUGGUGUAUUUCUCUUUUGUUGUUUAGAACUUGAUUUGUUGUACUUAUCUUCAGUGUCAGUCUGAAGGUUCAUGUCCGUAUUUGUUACAAUAUAUUAUUGUUAUGAUCAAUUAGACUUGGGUUUGAUUUGAUUUGUUAUGGAGCCCGGAUUGAUUUAGUGUUAGCUGGGAGAAAAAGACAGAUGAUUAUUUGUGAUUUCCUUUUCUAUUAUUAAAUUCUAUUGGACCAACUUGUUGUUUUGA
Molecule: messenger RNA, 635 nt
Organism: Carica papaya (papaya)
Lineage: Eukaryota; Viridiplantae; Streptophyta; Magnoliopsida; Brassicales; Caricaceae
Product: hydrophobic protein RCI2B-like
Cellular component (GO): membrane
Source: RefSeq, a predicted model, not a curated record